GAGGCAGGCAGAGGAAAGUGGUUUGUCAGGGAUUUCUGUGCCCGGCCCCGGCCACAGCCGUCCGCUCCGGUCCGCUGCGUUACUGGGGAAGCGCCGGGGCCGCUACCGGGAGGAAUCUUUGGAGGGAUUAUUGACAUCUCCUGAAGAGCUGCUAUGUCUUCUUCCUCAGAACAGAACAACAAUAGUCAUGAAAUCAAAACCCCAAAUCUUCGAACUUCAGAGAAGAAAUGUUCAUGGGCCUCGUACAUGACCAACUCCCCGACUCUCAUCGUUAUGAUUGGCUUGCCAGCCAGGGGCAAGACCUAUGUGUCCAAGAAACUCACACGCUACCUUAACUGGAUUGGGGUACCCACCAAAGUGUUCAAUCUUGGAGUGUAUCGGCGUGAAGCAGUCAAGUCCUAUAAGUCCUAUGACUUCUUCCGGCAUGACAAUGAGGAAGCCAUGAAGAUCCGCAAACAGUGUGCUCUGGUGGCGCUGGAAGAUGUUAAGGCGUAUCUCACUGAGGAGAGUGGGCAGAUUGCAGUGUUUGAUGCCACCAACACCACCCGGGAGAGGAGGGACAUGAUUUUGAACUUUGCCAAGGAUAAUUCCUUUAAGGUAUUCUUUGUGGAAUCUGUCUGUGAUGAUCCUGAUGUCAUUGCUGCCAACAUCCUGGAGGUAAAGGUGUCGAGCCCCGACUACCCUGAAAGGAAUAGGGAGAAUGUGAUGGAGGACUUCCUGAAGAGAAUCGAAUGCUACAAAGUCACCUAUCAGCCCCUCGACCCAGACAAUUAUGACAAGGAUCUUUCUUUCAUCAAAGUGAUAAAUGUGGGUCAGCGAUUUUUAGUGAACAGAGUCCAAGACUAUAUCCAGAGCAAGAUAGUCUACUACCUCAUGAAUAUCCAUGUCCAGCCCCGCACCAUUUACCUUUGUCGGCACGGAGAGAGCGAGUUCAAUAUCUUGGGGAAGAUUGGAGGUGACUCUGGACUCUCAGUGCGGGGAAAGCAGUUUGCUCAAGCUCUAAGGAAGUUUCUGGAGGAACAAGAGAUAGUGGACCUCAAAGUGUGGACGAGCCAGUUGAAGAGGACUAUCCAGACUGCCGAAUCCCUGGGGGUGACUUAUGAACAGUGGAAGAUUCUGAAUGAGAUUGAUGCUGGUGUGUGCGAGGAGAUGACUUACGCAGAGAUUGAGAAGCAGUACCCAGAAGAGUUUGCCCUUCGAGAUCAAGAGAAAUAUCUGUAUCGGUAUCCUGGUGGGGAGUCAUACCAGGACCUGGUACAGCGGCUGGAGCCUGUCAUCAUGGAGCUGGAACGCCAGGGCAAUGUCCUCGUCAUCUCCCACCAGGCUGUCAUGCGCUGCCUUCUGGCCUACUUCUUGGAUAAGAGCGCAGAUGAGCUACCAUACUUGAGGUGCCCUCUCCAUACCAUCUUCAAACUUACUCCUGUGGCCUAUGGUUGCAAAGUAGAAACAAUUAAACUCAAUGUGGAGGCUGUGAACACUCAUCGUGACAAGCCAACCAACAACUUCCCCAAGAACCAAACCCCUGUAAGGAUGAGAAGGAACAGCUUUACGCCUCUGUCCAGUUCGGAUACAAUAAGGCGUCCAAGAAAUUACAGUGUUGGGAGCCGGCCCCUCAAGCCCCUCAGCCCUCUCCGUGCCCUGGAUAUGCAAGAAGGGGCUGACCAGCCGAAGACCCAAGUCAGCAUUCCGGUGGUGUAACUGUGUGUUUCCUUCCAACCCUGGCCUCCUGCCCUUGUCACUAAUCACCAAAGAAUCAUUUAACUUCCAAUCUACCUGCCCCCACCCCACCCCACCCCACCCCGCCAUUAAUCUUAACACAGAACAUGAGGCCGCCAUGUUUCCAGACCAGCUUUAGCUAUUCUCCCUUUGAAACAUCUUCCCACCUGGGGGCAAGUGGGUCUUUUAGGACAGGUCUGCAGAUGGGGGGUGGUUUGGAGGAUGAGAAGGGACACACUCCCCUGGGGUGAUUGGUACAGCUGGGCUGAGGCUAAGCAUGCCCCAUACACUUACCCUUGAUUCUUCUUUCUGUUCCCUGGUGUUGAAUCACUAAUGUCCUUGUGUGGGUGAAAAUGGAGGUGGGGCAGAGGGGGCACAUACCAGCCCAUUGUUCCUUUGCCUUUGUCUUUUUAAUGUGUGUUUUACCUUACUUGUCAGUAAUGUAUGUUUUAUCUUACUUACCAGUCCUUACUUGCCUACUUUCUUCUCCCUCUUUCAUCUUCCCUUUAGAUUGUCCAGUGAAAUGCAUGGCAUUGUGGUGUCUGUCUGGGAAGGAAGGGGAGGUUGGCGAGAAAGAAGACUAGGCUCCGUUAUUGCUCCCUGCAGUGGGCCUAAAUGGGUCUGGACUCAGGGAGAGUCUUCCCUUUCUCUCUCCUUUCUUCUCAAGCUAGGUCCUACAAGAGCUGGCCCAGGCUACAGAACAUUCAGAAAAUGCUCUGGGGGCAUGGAAGUAGACAUAGCCUGAGAGUUCUUACCUCCUUCAUGAGAAACAAUCCUAAGUCUUCCUUGUCCCGGGAGAAGUUGUCUCUGAGUAUGUGGAAAAUGUCUUGAGUUGUUUUCUUAAAACCUGAAGAGCCUUUUGGCUGCAGUGGAACGUGGUUUAGGAGGGUAAGCUGGUCUCUAGCUCUUGCAAGGUUCUUGUCAGGCAGUUAGAUUUCUUCUCCAGUGGCUUCCAGACUCUUUGCCAACCACAGCCAUUUCCUGCCAAAGCCAGUGACCUCUGUGCUGUUUAGAAGGACAGAGCUAGAUUCAGGAGUCACCACGGACAUUUCAGUUGCUCCAGGCAAAAGGCAAAGAAGAGUUCACUAAAGCUGCUUAUUAUUUUCUAGUAAUUUUCAGCAUACUCUCCUUCUUAAGUCAAAAUAUAAAAUAAAUUUGCAGGCACAAUUUUUUCCCCAAAUAUGGAAAAACCCGGUGAUGAAUUUGAUCUCUCUUAUUGGGAGAAAUACCCCACAGCAGUCCAAGAUUUCCUCCUUUGGACCCUGCGGGGUCUGGCUCUUGACUGUUUAUAUUUAUUUCCCUCUCUUUUGGCCCUUAUCUAUUCACUAUGUUAUUUUACUUUCUCUGUGGGAUUAAAUAGGAAAUGUUAAUAGCAGGAAUUCUUAACCCCUGGGUGGUCUUAUAAUUACUCAGCCUACCCUCCCCACCCCCAUUUUGAAUGCAAAAUGUACAUUUUUCUGGAGAGCAAGUCUAGAGUUCUUAUGAGAUUUUAUGAGAGGGGUGAUUCCCCACUAUACAGUUAUGAGCUGGCUAGUCUUUUAGGGGUAACCAGUGAGAACAAGUUAGCUAUUUGCUAGGGUGUUUUCUUUCUUUGUUUUGGUAACAGAACACGUUUUGUUGUGGUUCUCAUCUAAGAGCGUUUAUUAGAAUCCUCUAUAGCAUUUUUGAAACCUACACAUGCCUGGGUCCACUUAGGCUUACUGACUCAGACUCGUUGGGAGUCGGAUCUGGAGAUGUAUGCCUUUAAAUAACUUCUCCGAUGAUUAUGAAUCAUACUCCAGGUUAAGAACAUCAUUUUAUGAAGUUGUGUUGAAAAUAUUGAUCAUAGGUACUUGGACAGAGCUGUCUCUAGGAAUUCUGACUUCCUCCUGGUUCUGAAAGGACAGUUCUCUGGAGCUAGACUGAGCAAAUCAUGGUAUUGAAUGAAAUAACUCCUUAGAAGGCAGGUUCCUGUAUUUUAGAGAGUCAUUCUAGGUUCUAGGUCCAUCUUUAAUCCUUCAUGUUGCAGUGUGUUAUGGAACAAAUCAUUAAAUUAAAUAAAUGCCCUUGGAUAAUAGCUGGGAAUUUAAGCACCCUGGAGAGGGUUAUUGGGGUAAAAACCGUAGGAUGAUAAAGGUUGUCAGUUCAGGCAAACAAUCCCUGACCUUGUGUUCUUUAUUCUUACAUCCUUAGUAGAAUACCACAGACCAUUUGCAAAGUCAGAUUGAGUAGAUUCUUCUCCAAAUUGUAUCCAAGACUUAAAGAAACUGGAUAUUAUUGCUUAGCCAUUACACAAUGCGUAGUUAGUAUCUUUUUUGUAGGGUUUUGGGCUGGGGUGGGAGUUGUGGUGGGGGAAAUGAUACAAAGAAGUAGAAGAAAACACCCUUGCCUUGAAGGAGGUUAUUUUAGAGGCAGGGCUUAUAAUCUAUAACAAAUGAAUAUUUGCAAAAGGGUAACACACUGAGGCUGUAAGUGUUGACUCUGGGUUGGAGAACAGAUUUAUUCUCCUGACUUUUCUCUUGUCCUUUGGCUGUGCGACUAAAGGAGCGAGAGAUGGGAAUGGCCCCUGACCAUGUGAGAAUGAGAAGUGGUAUAGGAGGUAUAGAUGGCACUUUCAUUUAAGGUCACUUCAUGUAGCUUUGCUUGGCUGGUGGCAUCUUUGUCACAAAUAGGCAUUCAGUCCUGUCUCUUGAUAUGAGGUGAGGAUUAUUCAAAGAGCUAAUUGAAGAGAAGAGGGAGCACUUUGCUCCAAGGAUUUUGGAUGUGAGCUGUAUCUUCUCAGCGAGAGAGGAAUUCUCGUAUGAAAUAGCAUUGUGCUGCCCUGCUAUAAACUCCAGUUUUAGAGACAGGCCACUGGAAUGUCGAUUCUGUUUCAGCAUGCUGAUUAUUUCUUCACUCUCCACACUUCCCCAGUGCUAGUCCCCCCAAAGAGGAGCCUUAAGUAGUCUUAUCCUCGGAGAGGACUUGACAAAUUGGAACUUGACAAGAAUUUCAAUACCGUUCAGUUUUUAGAGUGAGAUCCCUCUAGAGAAGAUUCAGCAGGAAGAAGCCAGGAGGAUAUAGCAUGGAAUAGAGCCCUUACCAGAAAUUCCAGAAAAGUCUUAUCUCCCAUCUUUUCUUUACUGUCCUCCUUGCCUUUUCUUCUUGAACCAAUUGGUAAUAUAUACAUAUUACUAUGAUUGUGUCUACAUCACUUCCCAUACAAAGAAAGGAUGGACUCCAGAACACCCUUUGCUGAAGCUGUAAGUUUUGUUUUGAGAAAAAUAGGUGAAGACUCUGGCAUUUAAUUCACUGGUAUAAAAUGGAGAAAGGGUAUAUUAUUUUCCUUUUUUCCUUGCUUCAAAGCUGAAUGAGGAAUUUUGUGACAGACUUGAAAGAGAAAUCUAAAGCAGAUUUAGAGAAUGCACUUCUGUUCCUAUCUCCUAAACCCCAAAUUGUAAUUUAUCUCUAAUUUUACUGUACUGUCUUUGGUUUUGUUUUGUUUUUACGAUAAGUUAGAAAGCAGUGUAAGAAAGUCUUUUAAGAACAUGCAUUUUGUGAGGGUUCUGCACUGUAGUAUUGUAUUUUUUUUUCUGUUUCUGUUUUUUUUUUUUUAUCUGUUUUUGGCAAGAAGUUAGAGUUAGAGAUUCAAUAUAGUUGUAUCCCUAGUCAGAACGAUUGAGUUUUUCAUUGGAGGUUCUGGGUAUCCCUCUUUGUACCCACAUGUGAUCUGUAAAAGCACUGGCAUUUUUAAGAAUCAUAUGAUAUAGGUGUUUGGAAAUAAAUCUGUCUUGUGGUUUUCCUGUGAACAGGAGAUCUAAGUUCCAGAGAAACACAUCGAUGCUCCUUGUAGCCAAGGGACAAGGGGAAAAGUGUCCAAUAAUUGAGAGAACUAUAUCUGAGUUAUGAUGUCUUAAUCCACAUUCCAUGGUCUUUACCAUGCUCAGAAGCCAAGUUGUGUGUUGUCAGGAAAUUUGAUAAAUUUUACCCAACUCUUCCAGUAUGCAUUUUGACUUGUUUUUAUUUUUAAAUAUUAUUUUUAAAAUACAUAACAACUGAGCCAGGUUGCAACAUUGGCAGGGUAGAUCUCUGACUUCCCUUAGAGGUGACACAGACAUCAGAAAUAUGUCUAGGAAUUUAAUUUAGACUCAUCAUGUCUAGAAGACUGUCUCUAGUGGUGCCUGCAUGCUGACUGACUCUGCUAGGGUCCAUAUGCUGAUUGAUUACAGGUUCUAGUAGCAUCUGUGUGCUGACAGUCUGCCUGUUUUCCAGUUGUACCGAUUGGUAAUAUGUGCACAUUAUUGUAAUUCUGUCUGUAGCAUGUGUCCUACAAAGACAGAAACUAAACACACCACGUUUUUUUUAAAGGAGGAAAUAAUGUACACUAAGAUUUUUAAAUAGGCAUUUCUUUCAGAGUAAUGGCCAAAUUCUCAUCAUUUUGUAAAAGGAGAAAGUUGUACAUCGCUUAUAUGGUAGUUUGUAAACUCAGCUAAGGCAAUGCCUGUUCAAAACCUGGAAUUGUUCCCUGUUCUUGAAAUCCUCUCAUACAAUCCCCUGCUUCAUGGCAGGACUUCACAUUCACUAUCUGUUUUCAAACUUGCCAUGUCCUCAACUUUCCCUGUUAUAGAAUGUUAUGUUCCAUUAAAUAAUUCUGCUGUUUUUAGUCUGCCAUGCAUUUGGCUUUUAUCCCUAAUCUAAUAAAUAAAAAUGCAAAGGCAAUUUUGCAUUAAAAAUUGAUUUUAAGAGGCAACAAAAGUAUACCUUUCACCGGAGAUCUGUGACAAAUAUUUACCUCUUCAAUAUUUUUGUUUCUGAAUUCCUUGUGUACUUUUUUUUAUUGUGUCAAAGUAACAAGAUCAAGUUAUUCUGAUAUAGUGAUGGUUUUGCUGUGGCAAAAGCAAAGGACUGAUCACAAGCUGUGCUGUUGGGAGGGGAGUGGGAGUGGGGCUGAGCUCUACUUGAUUGAAUGAGAAUGAGCUGGGUUGGGAAGCCAAGGAAGAGAGUUCUGCAGAUUUCCUAGGCACAGCUCUGUUGAAAGAAGGGACCUAAGUUGAGUCUUUAACAGCAUUCUAAUUUAAUGUGGUAACAUUCACACAAUAUGCCACUCAGAUCCACAUAAAGUGUCUGUAACUGUAUUUGAAAUGUGUUUUUUUUUUUUGUGUGUGUGUGUAUGGAAUGGGUAAAUAAAAUUGUUAAGUAAUUUGAACCUA
Messenger RNA from Choloepus didactylus (southern two-toed sloth), 6884 nucleotides. It is a transcript of the gene PFKFB2, whose product is annotated as 6-phosphofructo-2-kinase/fructose-2,6-biphosphatase 2. Bases 154 to 1698 code for a protein of 514 amino acids. The transcript has 15 exons. The record is from RefSeq and is a predicted model, not a curated record. Gene Ontology annotation, cellular component: cytosol. Gene Ontology annotation, biological process: fructose 2,6-bisphosphate metabolic process; fructose metabolic process. Gene Ontology annotation, molecular function: fructose-2,6-bisphosphate 2-phosphatase activity; 6-phosphofructo-2-kinase activity; ATP binding. Lineage: Eukaryota; Metazoa; Chordata; Mammalia; Pilosa; Megalonychidae.